Molecule: messenger RNA, 1621 nt
Organism: Prosopis cineraria
Lineage: Eukaryota; Viridiplantae; Streptophyta; Magnoliopsida; Fabales; Fabaceae
Product: E3 ubiquitin-protein ligase PUB23-like
Exons: 1
Coding region: 150-1409 (419 amino acids)
Biological process (GO): protein ubiquitination
Molecular function (GO): ubiquitin protein ligase activity
Source: RefSeq, a predicted model, not a curated record
CCUCCCUCUCCCAUUUUCGCAUCAACUCUUACCUCGCCCAGCCUUCAAUUGAUUGCAGCCAUCUUCUUCUACUCCUUCGACUACUUCGUCUGAUUUCAACGUUCUUUCCGGCACCAACCUUCAUUAAUUUCUUCUUUCACGCCUCGGCCAUGGAUGAGACUAUUGAAGUUCCUCCCUUCUUUUUGUGCCCCAUCUCCUUGGAAAUCAUGAAGGAUCCCAUCACCGUCUCCUCCGGGAUCACCUACGACAGAGAGAGCAUCGAGAAAUGGCUCUUCUCGGGCAAAAACAAGUCAUGCCCCGUCACCAAACAGCAGCUCUCAGUAUCGGACUCCUCCGACCUUACUCCCAACCACACCCUUCGUCGUCUGAUUCAAUCCUGGUGUACCAUGAACGCUUCUCACGGCAUCCAAAGGAUUCCGACGCCUAAACCUCCCAUCACCAAAACCCAAGUCGCCAAGAUCAUUAGAGACGCUUCUCAGUCUUCUCAUUCGCCUGUUAAAUGCCUCCAAACACUCAAAUCCAUUGCUUCCGAAAGCGACGCUAAUAAACGUAGCAUAGAAGCUGCCGGCGCAGUUGAAUUCUUGGCAUCGAUUGUCCUCCGCAACACAGAUUUCUCGUAUACACCUGAAGAGGACGGUGACGUGUUUGAAUUGAAAACGAGCGGAGGUGAUGAAGCCUUGAGCAUCCUCCACAGCCUCCACCUUUCCGAGGCUGGCUUGAAGACUCUCUUAACCCUCGAAAACCGAUCAUUCAUUGAUUGCUUGACCAGAAUCAUGCAGAGAGGAUUCUAUGAAUCACGGGCUUAUGCGGUCUUAUUGUUAAAAUCGAUGUUUGAAGUGGCUGAUCCCACGGUUUUAUCCCAUUUAAAACCUGAAAUGUUCGUUGAACUAGUACAACUAUUGAAAGACCAGAUAUCCCAGCAAGCCUCCAAGGCUACUCUAAGAACACUGAUCCAAAUAUGUCCAUGGGGCAGAAACAGGUUAAGAGCAGUGGAAGCAGGAGGCGUAUCGGUAUUGAUAGAGCUUCUUCUAGAUUGCAAGGACAGGAAGCCAUGUGAGAUGAUGCUGGUGUUGUUGGAGAUGCUGUGCGGGUGCGCCGAGGGGAGAGCGGAGCUGCUGAGUCAUGGGGCGGGAAUCGCCAUAGUGUCGAAGAAGAUUCUGAGGGUGUCGACGAUGGCCAAUGAUAGGGCCGCGAGGAUUCUGUUGUCCAUUGCCAAGUUCUCAGCAACUCCGAUCGUUUUGCAGGAAAUGUUGCAGGUGGGUGUGGUGGCCAAGCUGUGUUUGGUGCUUCAAGUGGAGAGUGGGCGAAAGGCUCAGGACAAAGCCAGAGAGAUUCUGAGAAUGCAUUCUCGGGCUUGGAGGAAUUCUCCAUGCGUACCCAGCAAUUUGCUUUCUUCUUACCCGAAUUGAAUUGAGCGUCAAUGAGAGUUUUGACCUUUUAUUUUUCUUUUGUAUAUUUUCCCUCUCUGUUGUUUAAGUCUGGUGUACAGAAUUAUUUUGAGAGAUAUGAAGAAUAAAUACCAGUAUGGGCAUCAAUUACAGCCCAUGCGGGGUAGAUUGGUUGAUCGACACAUGGAUUAUGCUUAUAAUGGAUUGCUGACACAAAUGGUGUCAUAGACCAA